Messenger RNA from Pelobates fuscus (common spadefoot toad), 5206 nucleotides. It is a transcript of the gene KBTBD11, whose product is annotated as kelch repeat and BTB domain containing 11. Bases 1524 to 3431 code for a protein of 635 amino acids. The transcript is spliced from 2 exons. NCBI's taxonomy places the organism in Eukaryota, Metazoa, Chordata, Amphibia, Anura, Pelobatidae. Gene Ontology annotation, molecular function: protein binding. The record is from RefSeq and is a predicted model, not a curated record.
GCCCUUCCUGCAACCACCUGCUCUCUUUUAUUUACUGUAACCAUUGUAUCAACACAUCCUGCCUGCUCCCUGAGCACAGAGAAGCUCACUGUGCUGCAUGCGCAUAGCAUGCUAUAGCUGUAGAGGCUGGGCUAUGUGAAUGCCAUCAUACAUGAUACAGCCCCCAUGAUCCCUUCCUAAUAGACACACAUCAUCCCCAAGCAGUGCUGAGAGCUUCCCAGAGAGCUGAGCUCCCCUGUAAUCCUCUUGCUUGGAAUCUGCUGCACUGAUUCUCUCUCUCUGCAUUGUUCGCAGGAGUGCGGAGACAAAGACUAGGUGGCGAUUUGAUGGUCUGUCAUUUAGCAGCAAGUUGGUGUAAAGGGGUGUGGAUCCACUCCUAUCUCCUCCUGCCAUGCAUCACAUGUGUCGUACUGGCUGAUUUUCUGCAGUGAGGAGCUUGCUCUGUUCAUCCUGACCUGUGGAUGUGUGCUUUGGUUUUUGUUUUUAUAUCUUUUUUUUUCUUUAAAGAUAGAAUUCCAGAUCUGCAUGUCCAUAAACGUGUGCUGUGUUUUUUUUUUUUUUUUUCCAAAGCCAAUGGGAAGCUGUGCUCCAGAACUGGGAUCAGGGAGAGAUAACCUGGCAGCCCACCCCAAUACCAGCACACACUGACCAUGGACUGAGAAUGCAUUAAAGUGGGGAGACAUUAAUAAAAGAACUUGGUGACUAUCCUGUGGAUGGUAUUUAAACAAUAACAGAACGUAAUGCCCGAAACAUCAUAUUAAAUAAUCAGAUUAUGGUGCAAGUAUGAUUGGACAGGAAGUUCUUUAACACUACAGGGAAUUCACACUCAAAAGGUGAACUCACUGACAUAUUAAGGAAAGCUGCAAUACAUCUGGAGAGAAUUAUAACUAUCAGGACAACAUAAUCACAUACCAAUCCAACUUUACAAAGGGAGCAAAAUGUCUCAUAAUUCAGAGAAGUAAGCAUUAAAAGCUCAGCAGUAUCUGUCUCUUAGACUAGAAUGGUCUAAUAUUACAAAAACGGAAUGUGAGCUUUUGCAGUACUGUUAUUUCCUUGACCAGGAUCCCAAGCAUAUUAUUAAGUGAGCACAUUUACAUUUCACCAGUAUGGAUUAAAGCUGACUCAUGGCUGUUGCCGCACAGUACAUGUUCUAACGUGACCUGCAAACAGGGAAAGUUUGUAUUUUUUCGCCUUUAAUUUUAACUGCUACGUAUGAAAUAUUUAAUUGAGCAAAUGGGCAAAGUGCAAUCUUCAUAAUCAGAACUGGACAACAGUCAUAAAAAAAAAAAUCUUAAUGAGCAAGUAAGUGCUAGAGGGCUGAAAUAUUUCAAAGUUCAGUAGUUCAGUCUUAAUGUGUAACUGCUGCAAAUCUGACACACCCCACCGUCCUCAGGAAGAUCAGCAGUGCCUGAAAGGCUCAGUGUUGAAAACAAACCCAAAUUGGGGACAUGCCAAGGAAACAGAAGUGAAACUACAGGAGAAAGUAACACAAGUUAGGUUAUGCGAUUGCAUCCUUCUGAACCAUGGAGAACUCAGUGUCAAUUACACCCUAUCAAGGUGAUGUGAGUAUGAAUGAGGGACGAACUUUGACUUUUAGUAAAAAGACAUGUGAAUUUGAGGAACCAGCUCCAACUGGAAGUCAAGUAGAAGCACCACUUCAGAAGAACUCACUGGAAAGCAGUAAUCAUACAGAGAGUAAUGGGGGUUACAGUGUACAAAGUGGGAAAUGUGACCCAGUCAUGCAAUCCCCUGGAGACGAGAGAAGUUCUGUCAAGGGCUUCAUCAGUGAUGCUGAAGAGAGAUCAUGCUCUGACCCAUUAAGUGAGCGAGGAAUGGUGAGAAGUCGGUGGGACAUGAACAAUGCUACAUCAGAAUCAGAAGAUGAUACAGAGGAAACCAGCAUAGGUGAUUAUAGUCAGCAGUCUGAAAUAGAGACACAAAAGGACAGUGCUCAGGAAGAGACAAUAAGGACCCCUCUCCCCCAAGGAAGACCUGAUCUAGUGAUUGAAGUGACUGGUGGACAAAGGAUAAGUGCGCAUAAGGGAGUGCUUGCUGAAAAAAGUGACUAUUUCAGGGCACGAUCAUCAAGGGAUAUCUUAAAAAUAAAGGGCUUGAGUUACCAAACUCUUCAGCUGCUCGUUGAUUACAUUUAUAGCUCAGAGCUGGAAGUAAAACUGGACAAUGUAGUUGAGGUAAUCAGCGGUGCAAAGUUUCUACAAAUACCCUGUGCUGUGCAAUGUGCUAUGGACAGCAUGAAAGCACAAAUAUCACUUAAGAACUGUUAUCAGGUUCUCUAUAUUGCUAAGAAACAGAGACUUAAUGAACUAAAAGAGGCAACAUAUAAGUUCAUGAGUGACCAUUUCCUCCAGGUACUGAGGGACCCAACAGUCUAUGGGAAGCUUACAGGAGCAGAGAGGGAUCUGAUACUGCAACGCAGGAUGGAUGGAAAGCAGUACUUGGUGGUGGCAGAAAUUAAUGAUGCUUUUGAACGCAUGACUAGUAGUAGUAGACCUCAAAGUAGGGAGAGCAGCAGACCACAGAGCCCCUCCUCUGUUUUUUCCUUGGAGGAGGAUGCAACAAGUUAUGAGGUACAUUGCUACAAUGAAUCUACUAGAUGCUGGAGGUCACUGACUAGAUUGCCAGAGGAAGCUAACACAAAGGGAUGUGGGGUUUGUGUGCUUUAUAACUACUUGUUUAUUGCUGGUGGCAUCAAAGGUAAUGGUGAUAAGGCCAGACUUUCUGACCAGGUAUUUUGUUACAACCCGUUAACUGACUCAUGGGAUAAAUUACGUCCUCUCUCACAACCUCGUUCCCAACUCAAGCUUCUGGCCCUUGAUGGUUACUUAUACGCUAUUGGUGGAGAGUGCCUCUUUACUGUAGAAAAGUAUGAUCCACGCAUGGAUCGUUGGAGCUCUGUGGCUUCAUUACCAAAGGGUGCAUUUGCUGUGGCACAUGAAGCCACUACAUGUAAUGGAGAGAUUUAUGUUUCUGGGGGCACUCUCUUCUACCGACUUCUUAAAUAUGAUCCAAAACGAGAUGAGUGGCAGGAAUGUCCUUACAACAAUAGCCGUCGACGCUCUGCUGGCAUGGUGUCCAACAGAAGUUGCCUCUAUCGUUUUGAUGUUAGCCGUGAACAUGGGCUUAGUGUCUUCACAUACAAUUCCAUGGCAAGGCACUGGAGUGAAGGUGUUAGCCUACUUCGCCCUGGCCCAGGACCACCACCACCCAGUAUCCCUUUCCGUUGCACUGUAAUGGGAAGCAGCAUCUACUGUGUAAACCGGGCCAGUGCCCUACGAGUACCACUCCCCCCUGAUGGAUCGGGAGGAGAAAUGACAAGUUGUGAACCAGAAGUCUUUGUCUCACCAGAAGAGGCGAAAGGGGUCCUUUUCCCAUUUGUACUCUCUUUACCUGAAAGCAGGCCAACUCAUUGAGAAGGUUAUACUAACAUGAAUGGUGUUCUCCAGGCGCAGACGACUGGCAUGUCUAAAUUUUCAUUACUCUUUUGCUGUCCCAUUCAGCUUUCAAAAGAACAGAAUCAUAAGACAUGCAUGCGUUCCACAUAACCUUAUAAUGAACAUGUGGUCAUACAUUUACAGGCACUUACAUUUUUACUGGAGAUACUUUAUUGUCAAAUAAUCACAGCACACAGUUUCCUAUCUGUAAACAUUUAACUGGCUAGUUCCUGCAUGAAGUAGCCAUUUCUAUAUGCUUAAGAUCCCCAUGUUUAGUAUUAAGUAAUGUGGUAAAAAUGCUGUCAUGCUAUCUUAUAUUUAAGAAGACGCUGCUUAAAAAUGUGCAUUCAAAUCAAAUAUUGCAUUAUGCAUCACAUACUGUUAAAUAGUCAUUAAUAAUAAUGCAUUGAUAAUCAGUGCACCAGUAAGCAUGAUUUAAAGCUAACUUUUAUUUAAAGGUGAAGCUCCACUUUAAUAAAAUCAUAUUUACUGUAAAUCAUUCCUUUAAGCUGUAGUGUGCUAAGUCACCUGAAAAAGGGACAUAGGCGGCAAUCAGAGUAUACCAUGGGAUCAGGUAAUUGUUUACUAAAAGAUAGCACUUAUGCCACACGUGUGUCUAUUUAUGCUUGUCUCUCUUUUUUUUUUAUCAUUAGCACUAGAUAUUUGCAUGUUUGUAGAACACUAUAACAUUACAAAUCGUUUAGGUGCACUGUUAUCACAUACAUGUAUAUGUGUGUAUGAAAGAUUAAUAUUGUAAAUUGUAUAUCAUACCUAUAUUUGUCCUGGAUAGCUGCCAUCUUGUCAAGACCCUAGGCUGGAAAUUGUUUAGUGGCUAUUUUUCUUUUUGUCUGAUUAAAAGUCAAGUUAAGAAAUAUAUUUCCAUGUGAAAAAAACAUACAAACGUUUCAACUGGUAAAAAAAUAACGACGUCUAAGGGUUUUAUUCACUAAAGUGUUAUUUGUUAUGAGCGGAAUACAAAGCUGUAAAUGUUAGGCCCUAAAGCCAUGUUUUGAUUUAGGAAAAGGUGGAAGAAAAUUCUCAUCACAGCUCUUUUGGCUUACAUUUUGCAAGUUAGGAUUCCUUUCACCCAAAAUGUUUGAUUAGUGAGUAUGCCCCAUGUAAAAUAAUUAUUAGUUCAUCCAAAACCUGGCUCACUUUUCCAUUCGAGUACAAAAAUGGCAGAGAAAAAAAAUCUAUAGUUUUACUGUGGGCAUGCAAUGUGGUCAUUUAGCUGGGCUAAGACCAUGUAGAAGCACCGUGCAGUAUUAACAAUAGAAUACUAGAUGUAUUCCAAGGAACAGAGAUAGCUUGUAUUGCUGCAAUUCUGGAGAUUUUUAAAGUGUUGGAAAAGUUUUUUAAAUCCCUUUUUCAUAUAUCUGUAGAAUUAGCCAUUGUGUCCUUGUUAGCUUUUCUACAUACUCUUUAGUACAUUAAUACGAGUUUUCAAAAUGGCAUUUGCAAAGAUUGGUUCAUGACAAAGGCAUAGGCCUCAGGAGUAUAUGGGCACAGUGACAGACUAAUAGACACAAUCAGGUACAGUGGCACACAUACUUUUUUACAGAGACAAACACACUUGGGCACAUGUACAGAGGCACAAAUACAGACACUCUUAUGAAAAGCCAGAGGCACACUCAUGCACAAACAGAGUCAUACAAACACGCACUGUCAAAUUCAGACAUACACAAUUGUAUACUCUCAUGUACAGAAAAUUAGAAAUAUUCACACACCUGUAUAGGUGGAGGAACACAUGCAGA